CUUUAUUCUACCCUUUCUUCCCGCAGUCUCUAAACCAUAAUCGUCGAAAUGAAGUUCGCCAUUGUCUUCGCUGCUGUCUUCGGCACUGCCAUGUCUGCUGCUACUGGCCUUGUCAACCGUGAGGUCGACGCCGCAAUGUCCUGCUAUUGGGACGGCACUGCCCCUUUCUGUGCUGGUGGCUGCCCCGACGGCUACCAUGAGGUCGAGCGCAACGACCAUGGCGAUGGUGCCAAGUGCUGGACCGGCUACAAGGUCAAGUGCUGCAACUAAAGCUAGAUUUAACGGGCGAAGCCGACGGAGGCCUCCGGUAUUUUUCGACCAGGACUUGCGGCAAGGUUCCUAUCAUCUUAGAACGCUCAGCAAGCUUCCUCUCUUUCCUUAACCGCCUGUAUUAGGACUUUCAUAGUAGUCGCUCAGUUAGUUGUCAAUAUACGUAGUAGGGGCCUCGUCUAGUAUCUAAAGUAUAGCUGAAAGAGUUGUUUGAGAAAGUUAUUCUGACCUACG
Molecule: messenger RNA, 504 nt
Organism: [Torrubiella] hemipterigena
Lineage: Eukaryota; Fungi; Ascomycota; Sordariomycetes; Hypocreales; Clavicipitaceae
Source: the annotation of a GenBank genome assembly